AUUUUAACUGCUGUAUGUUUGUUUAGCUUUUUGCAUUUUCAUUUGUUUACAUUUUCAUAUCAGUUUGCAAUUAUGGUUGUUUGUGAAUCUUUGUUAACACAUGGCAAAAGAGGCAGGUCUAGCUGAGGAGGCGAAGCAGAUAGCCUUCCGUCGCCUUGACUGAAGAGAGAUUUUGAUAUCCCUCAGCAACAGCCCUAGGCAAGAAAACAGUACCAGCACUUCCCCUGACCAUAUAUGGAAAGCGCCGGGAAUGAAGGAGAAAACAUCUCAGAAAAUUGAAAGAUUUGUCUGUUAUCAGGCAAACUAAAUCAGCGUGUAUUGCAGCACUUACUCGUUUCGUUUCGGACUUUUGACGUUUCGUGAGCACACAUCGUCAUUACCCUUUAUUGCUGCAGACAGAAUGAAACUCUAAAAAUCGGCAAAAACACAGGCGCGUCAUACACGGUGAAUGAGAAGUCCACAGAUAGCCAAUGAACAUGUCGACGCUGCUGGAACUCAAGAGCAGUGUGAUGCGGCAGGUGCAGAGAAGCCAGUCACUGCGGGGGAGGAGAGAGCCAGCAGCCCAGCCCAGCAGCCCCCUGGCCGCGCCUCUCCCAGACGUCCCAGUACACGGGGUUGCUGAAGGCAAUGGAGAAUUUUUUGAGCGCAUGAAGAACAUUAUCCAGAAGCAAGAGAACAUGCAGCGUGCCUGUCAGACCUGGGGCAAAGGAGAGAGUGGAACACCUCCCCCUGCAGAGACUGUGCAGCCAGCCUGUGUUCCGGAUCGAGCAAACAGGAGGGAGCUGGACCUUUUAUAUGAAGAAGUUGCGUACACUGUUGUGAACAGGGUCGGUAUGCCCUCUCCAGACCAUGUUACCAACGAAGAAGAGAUUUUCAGCUAUCUGCAGCGGGCGUUUGAUAUGGGAGCAGAGGAGCACGAUAUCAUUCUACAGAGGGUCAGAGAAGCCAAGAGGGCAAAUUUCGCCUUACGGUUGUCUGUUAUGAAAGGAAAAAAUCUGCUUGCUAAAGAUGCUAACGGUUACAGUGACCCCUACUGCAUGCUGGGGAUUCUGUUGGGCCAGAGCCCCAGGGAAACUGAGGAGAGGAAGGAGAGGAAAUUCAGCUUCCGUAAGAAGAAGGAGAAGGUGGAGAAACGACCCAGUGUCCGGGAAGUGCUGGCAGCCCGGAGCAUCCAGGUCACAGAGGUCAAACCAGAAACCCUCAACCCCGUUUGGAAUGAACAUUUUGUCUUUGAAAUUGAUGACAUUUACAGUGACAUGCUGCAUCUCGAUAUAUGGGAUCACGAUGACGAUGUGUCUGUAGCCGAGGCCUGCAGAAAACUCAAUGAAGUCAGCGGACUCAAGGGCAUGGGAAGAUAUUUCAAGCAGAUCGCCAAGUCCGUCCGAGCCAACGGCGCCGCAGGAUCUGCAUCGGAGGAAAACGCAGACGACUUCCUGGGAUGCCUGAACAUCCCCAUUAGCGACAUUCCGGUGGAGGGCUUUGAUAGGUGGUUUAAGCUGGAGCCCCGGUCCAGCUCCUCCAAGGUGCAGGGAGAAUGUCAUUUGAUCCUGAAGCUCUUCGCCAGCCAGAGAGAUACCACUUUGAGUACGACGGAGUCUACCCUGGCUAUCCAUGAGAAGAUCUUGAGUCAAAUUUUGGAAUAUGAACACACUAAAGUUCAGCCGGAACCCUAUACAUGGACAGGGCAGAUAUGUAAAACAGCGUGGACCGUGCUGUCUCACCAUGCCAUGCACACUGGGCUGACACGUCUGCAGCAAGCCAUCAUACGAUGGCUUUGUUACAGCAGACACCACCGCUCUCAGAGCAUGUGUUACGCCGCCCUCCUGGAGCUCCUGAAGGACAUCGAGAAGGCGUGGGAUGCCCCAGUCUUAGAGAGGCAACUGGAGAGGAUCCUGGCAGAGAGUUUCCGGCUGCACACAGAUUACUGUCUGUCCCUGUUAAAGCGUCUGCGGAAGCUUUUCCCCGUCUGCAGUGCCGUGGCCGUUUCUCGCUGCGACCUCAUGCUGAGGGGUUUGGGCUACCUGCUAAACAUGGAGGCGUAUAAGGCUGUGUGUCCCGACCGGAAUGAGAUCCCUUUGGAAAUCACCACUGUGAUCAAGAAGAGUACGGCUGAAUGGUACGAAGGGACCAUUUCACACUUUAAACCAGAUGAAGGGACGCUGGAGCAGCAGUUGGGACGCCUGGUCCUGGUAGUCGAUGCUGUCUGCGCCGACGUGCAGAAAGGACAUGUCGUCUAUGACAAGAUCUUCUCCAGUUCGGUGAAAGUGGAUUUUUUCAGCACCUCCUAUCGUCAGCUGGAAAAGCUGGUGGCAGAUGAUGUGAGUGUGCUCAUGGAGAAGGUGUGUGGAACUCUUGAACAAGAAGGCUCUCGGCUCUCGCAGACCAUGGGUGAAACACUCUUCGAGCUCUACAUAUCUCUGAAAACACUCAGGCUCUGCAGGGAAUUUCUUCCCCCUAAGGAAACUCGAAUGCUGGCCCUGACUGAUUCUCAUAAUUGGUUCAAGACCUCCAUUCACAAGUGGCUGCAAAUCGUUCACGAAAAGUCAUGUGACAGGAUCCGUAGAGCGGUGGAGCUAGAGAAUCUGGAGGCCGUCCACAGCCUGCAGAAGCACAGCAGCUCCGCUGUGGACAUCACUGCCUGCUUCAGCCAGGUCUGUGACUUCUGGGCACAGCUGGCCUGGCCUGACUCUGCGGGGGCCUUCAUCUUAGUGACCCGUCUGACAGAUGAUUUCUGCAGCGCGGCUGUGUGGUACUCUGAGCUGAUCCGGCGUAAGAUUGAAAGGAAUCAACCAGGACAGGAAUACAAGAAUUUUAUCCUCCAGGUCUGCGUCGCCCUGAAUAACAUUGAGCAUUUGUGCUCGUUUCUGGGGAACCUGCCGAAGGACCUGGACUGGAGGGGACUGGAACUGGCCAUGGAGGAGUCUUGUGGGCCUGAGGGGAGGGAGCAAAUGAACAAGGCCCUCAAUGCACAGCUCUACAAUAUCGACCUGGACCUGCAGAGGGAGACCAAACGCAUGAUCACAAACCUCACUGACAAGAUGCUUUCAGAUCUGAAGAAGUACAUCCAGCACAUCACCCUAUCCCCGGAUUCAAUUAGAAAUGAUGAUGCCGUGUCCCCCUUGAUGAAGUACCUGGACGACGUCCUGAUCAUCCUCAGUAAUUCACUUGUGAAAGAAAAUCUGAGCAGAGUGUUGCAGAGUUUGUGGGCUCUGCUUCUCCGGAUGAUUUUUGACACCGUAGCAGAGAACCGUGGAGUGCAGAUGGAGUUCUACGGAAGAUUCCACUACACGGUGGAGGCUCUGGUAGAGUUCUUCCACGCUGAGGGGGAAGGGGUACCUCUGGAGGACCUCCGGAAUUCAGACUUCAAGGCCCUGGAGGAGGAGCUGAGACUAAAUAAGUUCUCAUCUAAUGAGCUGAUUGAGCAGUAUUUCCUGGAGAAGAUCUCCCAGCAGAAAACACUGAAGCACAGUAAGUUUGGGCGGAUUAGUGUCAAGUUUUACUAUGAGCCCUCUGAUCAGCGGCUGACCGUGGAGAUUCUGCAUGCAGCUGACAUUAUCGCCUUGGAUGCCAAUGGACUGAGCGACCCAUUUGUCAUUGUGGAGCUCUGUCCUCAUCAUCUGUUCCCCAACGCCAAGAGUCAACGCACACAAGUGAAGCCCAAGACUCUCCACCCCGUUUUCGAUGAGUUCUUCUACUUUCACGUCAGCCCAGAGCAGUACAGACACAGGUGCGCCUGUGUCACCUUCACUGUGAUGGAUUACGAUUGGCUGUCCACCAACGACUUUGCAGGGGAUGCUGUGGCACCUCUCAGCGACUUCUGCUGGCCGGGCCGGCCCAAUGCCACUGGCGCAGCGAAAACCCUGCCGCCCGCUAUCCUGCACCUGACCCGGCAGAAACCCAGUGAGAAACCCAUUGUCAAAAUGCUAGAGGCAAGAACUGCGGACAAGGAGGCACAAGAAUUUUCAAGAAGAUUCAAAGAAAUUGAAAAGUCCAUGGAGGAGGAGUGAUUAGUCUGCUGCUUGCUUUUCUACUUGUCAAACUGUUUACUAUAUUAAAAAAAUACUAUUUGUCAUAUGUGUAUUUUUAAGUGUUCUUGGGAAAAGUAAUAUACAGAAUCUUUGGUAUUUUCUCUGUAGAUGAAUGCUAUCUAGCAUUGUAUUUUCUUUCUUUUAAUAUAGUAUUUAAUAAUAUGCAUAUUACCUGUGAGGAAAGUGUUCACUGAAAAGUCUUGUAACUGUGUAAUACUGUUCAUAUUUAAUAAUUAGCUGUUUCUGUUUUCCGAGACCAUGGGUGACAAAUGUAGAAGGUGCAAAAAAAUAAUCUGUUCUGGACUCACAGCUUAUGAAUGUUAAAUCUUUAUUACUCAGUUGUACUGGGCAAUGUUGCUUUUUCUCCCGUUUUGUGUUAGCUGUUUAAAAAGUAAAAGUCAUCUUGUACUUGCGGUCUGUUUUUAUAUCAGCAGUGAUGCACAGCAGUCUGUUUCCGUGAUGUUUUUGUUGUUUUGAAUAGUACAAAAACUCUGUGAAAUUUCCCGUAGCCUUAGUUGGCCCUUUUUCUGAAGCGCAUUGCUGGAGACACAAAUCUGCAGUUGUGUGUCUCAUAAGACUUGAAUAAAAAACAUGCACAUACCUUUGAGAUCAUGUUCACAUUUUCAUAUCACAGUUUAUGGAUGUUUUAUUUAAUUGCUGCUAGGUCACAUAUGCUUUGGCUAUUAUACAAUUAUUAUAGAAUUAAAAAUAAACAGAAGGCUGCAGUAACCCAGGAAGCUGUCCCAGCAGAUAUGGGCGACACGAGCCUGAGAUGACAUUCCAUUACACACACACACCCACAGACACACACACACACGCGCACACACACACACACACACUCACAGACACACACACGCACACACACACGCGCACACACCCACAGACACACACACACACACACCAACGCACACAUACACACACACACUCAUGCACACAUGCACAUACACACACACCAGCGCACGCACAUACACGCAAAUACACACACACACGUAUAGGAUUUUAAGCCUGACACUAGAGGUGCGAGGCAAUAGUGUUACUAUGACUAGAUUUAGAGCCAACAUUUAACAGAGCAGGAAUCCAUCGAUCAUUAACAAUUUCUUCUCAUUUACUAAUAUUUAUUUCUCAUUUAUUUUUUUUUCAGGUAGAUCUUACAAUCAUUAGCAAUCCCAUCAUUUUCCUCUUUGUCCUUUUCAUAAGGAUCCCUACACUAUGCUGUACAUCACAGUACAUACACAUCACAGUACAUACAGAUUACAGAACACACACAUCGCAGUACAUACAGAUUAUAGAACAUACACAUUACAGUACAUACACAUCAUAGUACAUACAGAUUACAGAACAUACACAUCAUAGUACAUACAGAUUAUAGAACAUACACAUUACAGUACAUACAUAUCAUAGUACAUACAGAUUAUAGAACAUACACAUCAUAGUACAUACACAUUACAGAACAUACACAUCACAGUACAUGCAAAUCAUAGUACAUACAGAUUACAGAACAUACACCUCAUAGUACAUAAAGAGUACAGAACAUACACAUCACAGUACAUGCACAUCACACAGGAGCUUAUGUUAUGUUACUUGGGAGAACAACCUUCUACACAGCAAGAUCACAGAGGUUGUGCACUUUGCUUUCUUAAAAGCUGUAUCCCGAUGUGCUGGGUUUUCACAAAUUUUAUUCAGGGUGUUACUUUAUAUUAUUGAAAGUAUGUUACAUCACUGAAAUGCAACAGGAACUAUGCUAUUGCAGA
Molecule: messenger RNA, 5779 nt
Organism: Brienomyrus brachyistius
Lineage: Eukaryota; Metazoa; Chordata; Actinopteri; Osteoglossiformes; Mormyridae
Gene: baiap3
Product: BAI1 associated protein 3
Exons: 34
Coding region: 471-4007 (1178 amino acids)
Source: RefSeq, a predicted model, not a curated record